UGUGAUCCAACAGUCAGAGUGAUAAAUUGUUAUUUGCAAUAAUGCCACAGAUCCAAUACGACAUCGAUAAGUAUCGCGAUUGUCUUAAAUUUAGAACUAGCAUCGUCAACUCCCAUCUUACAAAAUAUGGAGAAAAGUUAAAAUGGAAGGGAGGAGAGCGAAUAAUGGACAUUGGAUGUGGACCAGCUGAUGUUACUCGCCAUUGCUUUCUACCAUUACUGCCUCACGACUUUAAGAUGCUGGUAUGUGCUGAUAUAUGUCCAAAUAUGCUCAAAAGUGCUCGUUCUGAACUCCUUGGACUAGAGCACGUUGACUUCGUGCAAAUGGAUAUCAGUAAAUGUCCCCAAAUCAAUCUCAUGAAUGGAUUCGAUAGAAUAUUCUCAACCUUCUGCUUCAUGUACGUUGCUGAUCAGAAGAAAGCUCUUGAGAAUGUCUUCCAACUUCUAGCUCCAGGAGGGGAUUGUUGGAUCUCACAAUUUACUAUUGCACCGGUCGUAGAUACCCUUUUUCAACUCUCUGAGACACCGAAAUGGAGAAACAAGUUAAAGGAUCUGAGGAAGACUUUUAUUUUUCCAUACUGGGAUGAUCCUGAUCCGGUGUCAACGGCUGAAAAGUUCAUGAAAUUAAUUGGAUACGAGAAUAUUUCAGUGGUUUUGGACAAGUGUUUUAUACAAAUGACAUCAGAGAAGGAAUUUGAAGCUUUGGUAGAAAGCCUUUACGAUUCGUGUCCUAAUCUUUCGAAAGAAGACAAGAAAAAUCUAUUAAAGGACCAAACUGAAAUUGCAAAGAGCUUAAAUCUGUUCAAAUGCGAUAUUCCUGGUGAAACUCAGUCUAUGAAAGUUCCACAUCAAUUUCUCUUGAUCUAUGGAAAAAAGCCGGUAUCUUAGAAAAGGAACUACUUACGUGGACGAGAAAAUAAAAAUAUAAUUACAAAAUGAAAUUAUUCAUUAAAUUAAUUUGAAAACGAAUAAUAGAUUAAAUUUAUCAAUAUAAUAAUUUAAUCGUUGCGUGUGCAAAACAACUUUCUUUUCUUUUUCCAACUAGUCUGUAGACACAUCAGAAUAUUAAAUACAAGAUUAAAAAAUUAUUUUGAAAAC
Molecule: messenger RNA, 1097 nt
Organism: Phlebotomus papatasi
Lineage: Eukaryota; Metazoa; Arthropoda; Insecta; Diptera; Psychodidae
Product: juvenile hormone acid O-methyltransferase-like
Exons: 2
Coding region: 42-887 (281 amino acids)
Source: RefSeq, a predicted model, not a curated record